Messenger RNA from Mytilus trossulus (common blue mussel), 1238 nucleotides. RefSeq names its product asialoglycoprotein receptor 2-like. Bases 62 to 760 code for a protein of 232 amino acids. NCBI's taxonomy places the organism in Eukaryota, Metazoa, Mollusca, Bivalvia, Mytilida, Mytilidae. The transcript has 4 exons. The record is from RefSeq and is a predicted model, not a curated record.
UUGACUCAAUCGAAAUUAGUUCAGUUUAAAAUUGUUUAAAUAAUCAGGAUUUCCUCGAGUUAUGUUACUCUUACGGAUGAUAUUAUUUCUAUGUAUGAUUACCACACUAGGUUGUUCCCAAGACUGGGAUUUUUUUCAACAAAUGCCUGAUUCUAUCCUGUGGAAGGCGUCCUCAAUCACAGACGUUUUAUAUACACAAGCAAGUAAUAACUUGGCAAAAUGUGCCUUACUCUGCAAGAUUAACCCGUACUGUAAGGCAUUCUACUUUUAUCAAGAAACAUGUUAUGGAUUAUCAUCAAUAACAGCAGAUUCUUCGACAAAUGCUUUGGUUAAGGUGUUUGUGAAACAACCAGUAAAUGAGUGUCAUGGCGAUGGUUUUGUUUACUAUAAUGGUAUAUGUCUGAUGAUGAGCACAAUAUUGUUGACUUGGUAUGAUGCGAAAGACUACUGCGAGAGAAGAAAUAGUAACCUACUUGUGUUGGAUACAGAGAAGAAACACGAAGACAUGGUUGACUUCUUUGACCUCUACUAUCCAGGUGAAUAUGAUCAAUUCUUCGUGGGAGCAACUGAUGCUGAGAAUGAAGGACAAUGGAAAUGGAUAAUAUCAAAUUCAUCUAGUUAUUUCAAAUUCACCGGUAGUCAACCAAACAACAUGGAUCAACAACAUUCAGGUUACCCAGCAAACUGUGCAACCUUUUCAACUUCCAGAUUGAUCGAUGAAUACUGUCACCAGACCAAAAAAUUCAUCUGUGAAAUGUAGUUAUUCCUGUUUUGCUGAUGUUUAAUACAAUUACAUCAUUGCAAGCAAACUUAUCGAAAGAAAUAGAUAGAUUUACAUGUUAAAAAACUUUGUAAAAACUUGCACGCAGUAAUAUGCAUUAUAGUCCAUCAGCUAGUUCACAAAAACGCGCUAGUUAAGGAGUUUGUGUUACACCCCAGGGUACCGCGAUUUUUUUUGGAUAGAAUUCAACUUCAUUAUCUUAUUGAUAAAAUACAAGGUGUUAGACUAAAAUAAAAGUGUCCAAAAGAGGAUUAAAAACGUCCCUUCCAAUGGUCCCCUCAUUUAGCAAUCACGACUAAGUAAUUUUUAAUUAAGUUUUUUAAUAUAAAUCGAUUAAAAAAAAAUAAAGUAUAGGUUUAAACAACUAAAACAGAUACAAAACUUAUCAUAUUAAAUGUAACACGGAAGAUUUUUUGUUUAAAAAAAAAGUUUUUUACAUAACAAACAAUCCGAUUUU